Messenger RNA from Teleopsis dalmanni, 1038 nucleotides. RefSeq lists its product as uncharacterized. The record is from RefSeq and is a predicted model, not a curated record. The transcript is spliced from 2 exons. Bases 68 to 955 code for a protein of 295 amino acids. Lineage: Eukaryota; Metazoa; Arthropoda; Insecta; Diptera; Diopsidae.
GUUUUCAACUACGAAUCAAUAUGCAACAAUAUUUUUUUUAAUUUCUAAUUUUUUGAUAUACGUUGAUAUGCAACAUUUUACGAAAGAUAACAACGAUGCACAAUUUUUAGUGCAACAUCUAGGAUUCAAUGGACAACAACUUUCUAACGUUGAUGAAGGUGUAAAUAUAAAAUUCGUUCAAUUACCAAUCAAUCCGAAAAAACAAAAUUUCCAGCAAAUUAGCAGUGCUAACAAUAAUUUUCCCAAUCACCAAGUCCAUUUUAUAAGUCCACCACCGAAAUUACAACAAAAUUUUCAAUUUCAAGCAUUGGAGCCGGAAGUAAGGAAUGCAAUACCACUUUUUCCUGUAGCACCAGCUCGAGAUGCAUUACAACGACAAAAUAAUUUCAAUCAACAACAACAGUUACAACCAAUAAAGUAUUAUACAUCAAUUGUACCAGCAAGACAGCAACAAUUGAAUUCAUUUCCACCACAAUUUCAACAACAAACCCUAAAUAAUCAACAGCCACAAGGUAGAGAUGAGUUCGUACCGUUGUCGCCCAAUCAGUCAUUGCCACCGGAAUUGUUCAGAAUGCAAACAAAUUUUUUGCCUCAUCCAAGAACUAAUUCAGCUGCUGGUGAUGAUUUUGUACCAUUAACAAAUUCUGAUACCAGAACGGGUUCUAAUGGAAGUAUAAAUCAAUUCGUACCCCUUCAGCCCAAUGAACCACAACCAAGAGAAGUUUUUAGACAACAAACAAAUUCUUUGAAUCAACCAGCGAAGACUUCAGUAGAUACUGAAUUUGUACCAUUGCUAGUAUCUGAUCCUAGCUUCAGGGAUGAUACAAAAGGCGCAACAACACCAAAUCCAGCUCUUUGCAAAGAUUGUUGUAAUCCGAAUGAAUCACCUUGUACAAAAUGCUGCGAUAUUAGUCCAUUAUUAAGUCCAGCUGUAUUAAAGUCAUCAGGUGGAUAAUUUGACAAAUGAUAACUAAUUAGAAGCACAAUAAUAAUAACCAAUGUAGAUAUAAUAUAUAUAAGUUAGAAACUAAUAAAGAA